GCCGUUAUGGAAGAAGGAUCGGGAUCCGUCAUCGGCCAGUAUAAAGCACCACCCAGCUUCAACAAGCUUUUGUUCCCGCACUACAGUUAUCACACGGAAGUGCUUCUUCCACGCAAUCUUCUCAUAUGGAUACGCACUCCGCUCACCUUACUGUUACGAAUCGUUCCCGUAGUUCUCAAUCCCCUUCCCCCUCUCAUUCUGCUUCCGCCUCUGCCACCUCCUCCAUCCACAAGCGCAAAUUGGCCUCCGAGGACCAUGUCCCUCCUUUCCCUCCAUCAUUCUCCGCCGAAACACGCGACGGGGCGUUAACAUCAAAUGACGACCUUGAAAGCAUCUCAGCUCGCGGUGGCGGUGCUGACUCCGACUCCGACGACGAUUCCGACGAUGCCGUGGUCGAGGAUGACGAGGAUGACUUCGACAAUGGCUCUUCCAUGCGCAACUUCACCGCUGCUCGACUCGAGAAUAGCGGUGCUGGCGGUUCUGCUUCGGCCUCUGCCUCAGCGUCUGCUGUGCGUACAACCAAGAUCAAGCCAAAUGCAACAGUGAAGAUCGAGAAUGUGGAUAUCAACAAGGAUGGAGGCAUAGCCGGUGGAAUCAAUGCGCCGGGUUCAGCAGCGGGGACAACUGGAAAUUCUGUGUCGGGGAUUGUAGUGAAGGAAGAUGCUUCGAAAUUUUUUGCCGACAGUGUACAGACCAGUGGUGCCUAUAUUUCCAGAGAAGAGAACUUGAAGAGAGAGGAGGAAGCUGCGUUACUCAAAUUUGUAUGCAUUUCAAACGAUGGUGUUGAUGAGCAUAUGGUUUGGUUAAUUGGAUUGAAGAAUAUUUUCGCCCGACAACUACCUAACAUGCCCAAGGAAUACAUUGUCCGUCUUGUUAUGGACAGAAACCAUAAGUCGGUGAUGGUUAUAAGACGAAAUCAUGUUGUUGGUGGCAUAACAUAUCGCCCAUAUGACAGUAAAAAAUUUGGCGAGAUAGCCUUUUGUGCUAUUACAGCUGAUGAGCAAGUAAAAGGAUACGGUACCAGAUUGAUGAAUCACUUAAAACAGCAUGCACGUGAUGUUGAUGGCCUAACUCAUUUUCUCACAUAUGCGGAUAAUAAUGCUGUUGGCUACUUUACCAAGCAGGGAUUCACGAAAGAAAUACACCUGGAGAAGGACCGGUGGCAGGGGUACAUAAAAGACUACGAUGGAGGAAUCCUUAUGGAGUGCAAAAUUGAUCCAAAACUUCCAUACACUGAUCUGUCUACAAUGAUUCGCCGUCAGAGGCAGGCAAUUGACGAAAAAAUAAGAGAGCUUUCAAACUGCCACAUUGUUUAUCCUGGCCUUGAUCUUCAAAAGACUUGGCUGUUUCAGAAGGAGGCAGGAGUGCCCAAAAGAUCCAUUAAAGUUGAGGAGAUCCCGGGUUUGAAGGAGGCUGGAUGGACACCUGAUCAAUGGGGAUUCUCACGUUACAGAGCCUUAAACUCUGCUGACGGGAUCUCAAAUCAGAAACAUUUGACUGCAUUCAUGCGCUCACUUCUCAAGCAGUCAAUGCAUGACCAUGUUGAUGCGUGGCCAUUCAAGGAACCAGUGGAUGCUCGUGAUGUGCCUGAUUAUUAUGAAAUUAUUAAGGAUCCAGUGGAUUUAAAGACGAUGUCCAAGCGGGUGGAGUCAGAACAAUAUUACAUUACUUUCGAGAUGUUUACUGCAGAUGUGAGAAGAAUGUUUGGUAAUGCACGCACGUAUAAUGCUCCCGAGACUAUUUACUACAAGUGUGCAACAAGGCUGGAGGCACAUUUUCAGAGUAGGCUUCAAUCUGGUCUACAAUCUGCUAGCAAAAUUCAACCAUGACGUUUGCAAUGACCAUGCCAGCUUAGUUGUACAGAUUUCUCCCAAGUAACUUUAUUGCAAUCAAUUCCAGCAUUUCCUUCUAACCCAGAUUCUUCAUUGUUCAGGGUGAGGGUAUUCUGAACUCCUCCAGUCUCCACCUUUUAAAGAUCGAGUGAUUGUAUUAUGUAUUUAUUAGUACACUUAAUUUGUAAGAUAAGUGUAGUGCACGGCUUAUGUACAUGAUGAUGUAAAGGAUUCCCUAUGUUUUCAGACUUGGAUGCUCUAGUUUAAUUUU
Molecule: messenger RNA, 2103 nt
Organism: Cucurbita maxima (winter squash)
Lineage: Eukaryota; Viridiplantae; Streptophyta; Magnoliopsida; Cucurbitales; Cucurbitaceae
Product: histone acetyltransferase GCN5-like
Exons: 13
Coding region: 126-1829 (567 amino acids)
Biological process (GO): positive regulation of transcription by RNA polymerase II; chromatin remodeling
Cellular component (GO): histone acetyltransferase complex
Molecular function (GO): protein binding; histone H3 acetyltransferase activity
Source: RefSeq, a predicted model, not a curated record